GGCGGCCCCUUUGCCCACUCUGGGACAAUGCAGGGAGCAACAGGGCCCCGUGCAUGUCCGUGUCUCCUGUGUGUGUCCCUGUGUCCGUGUCCCUGUACCCGUGUCCCUGUGUCCGUGUGUUGCUGCGUGUGUCCGUGUGUCGCUGCGUGUGUCCGUGUGUCCCCGCGCCCCCCUUUGUGCGCGCCCGGGCGCGGAUUGUUCUGGCUCUUUGCAGGGUGUCAGCAGCGCCGGUGCUGAGCCAGGCCCUUCGCGCUGACUCACCCCACGCGCUGCUGAGCUGGCAGGGCCGGGGGGGGGGACCCGGGGGGCACCCACCGCCCCCCCGGCCCUGGGCCCCCCCCCAUAGCCUUUCAUCCUCCCUUUCAUCUCUGGUCGCCGGGGCAACCCCCCAAUGUGGUCCAGCUGGUUGCUAUGGCACCCAGAGAUGCUCUGAGCUGUGCCCCCCCCACCAAAGGGUUCUGCCCCACAUCUCCCCCCUCCUCACACCGCGGGGGGGACGGGGACGUGUCUCGGGUGCCCCCACACCGCCCUCAGCCCCACCGCUGCGCCAUGGCCAUCGGGGAGGAGCAGCGCAGCGGGUGCCUGUGGCGCGCGGCGCUGGCGGAGGCCGUGGCCACGCUGCUGUUCGUGGCGCUGGUGCUGGGCUCCUCGGCAGCCCCGGGGCCGCUGGCGCCGGCGCUGGGGGGGGGCCUGGCGGCCGCGGCGCUGAGCUGCACCCCCGGGGCGCCCCAGGCCAACCCCGCGCUCACCCUGGCCCUGCUCUGCACCCGCAAGCUGGGUGCCCGGCGCGCGGCCGCGGCGCUGCUGGCCCAGGGCUGCGGGGCCCUGCUGGCGGCUGCGGGCGCCCGCCUGGCGCUGCCGGAGGACACCGGGCUCGUCACCAGGGUGAGCGCGGAGGGGACGGCAGGACAGGCCCUGGCCUGGGAGACCUUGGCCACCAUCCCGCUGGCUUUGGCCACCUUCGCCACCUCCUCCCGGGCACCCCCCCAUGGCGGGGGGGGGCUGGUCCUGGGCAGCGCCGUGGCUGCUGGUGCCUUGGCUGCGGGGCCGGUCUCGGGGGGCAGCAUGAACCCCGCGCGCUCGCUGGGUCCAGCCCUUGUCACCGGUGUCUGGGACGACCACUGGGUGUACUGGCUGGGGCCGGUGCUGGGCUCGGUGCUGGCCGGGCUCUGCCAUGAGUUCCUCCUGGCUCCCGGCGCAUCCCGGGACAAGCUCCGGUCCUGCCUGGCCUGCAGGGACGUGGCGCUGGUCGAGGCCACCAGCCCGGCCCCUUCCUCACCCCCCACCCACAGCCCCCCGGCCUGAGCCCCCCGCACCCCAUAGGAGUUGGGGGUCCUGGACCCCAUCACCGCAUCCCCCCCCCAGCCCAUCACCGCCGCUUAUUAAAGCUGGUUUUAGGUCCGAG
Strigops habroptila (Kakapo) is the source of this 1405-nucleotide messenger RNA. It is a transcript of the gene MIP, whose product is annotated as major intrinsic protein of lens fiber. The record is from RefSeq and is a predicted model, not a curated record. Gene Ontology annotation, molecular function: water channel activity. Gene Ontology annotation, biological process: transmembrane transport. The transcript is spliced from 5 exons. Lineage: Eukaryota; Metazoa; Chordata; Aves; Psittaciformes; Psittacidae. Gene Ontology annotation, cellular component: plasma membrane. The coding region runs from base 412 to 1305 and encodes 297 amino acids.